AUGGCUGUCGACUUGACAUCGUCAUGGCGCCAUGGAAAACCUGGUGACAACCGUGGAUCAGAGCCUUCACAGUUUGUCUCUUCCCAAGAAACUAAUCUUGGAGAGAAAGACUUCGACCCCGAGACGUGGCAUGUGAACUUCAGAGCAUUUACCUGCUCGGAGGAGGCCGACCCCAUCAGAGAUCUGAAGAGGCUUUAUGAGCUCUGCCAUCUCUGGCUGAGGCCAGACCUUCACACCAAGGAGCAGAUUCUGGACAAGCUGGUGUUAGAGCAGUUCAUGAUCUCCAUGCCUCUGGACCUCCAGGUCUUAGUCAAGGAAAGUGGAGUAGAGAAUUGCAAAGACCUGGAGGAGAUGCUGAGAAAUAACAGGAGACCCAAGACAUGGUCCAUAGUCUACUUACAAGGACAGGAAUUUCUUCUGCAAAAUCCCAGUGUUCAGAUGGCUGAAUCUGAGACCAGCAACAUGGAUGAUGGGCAGAAACUUCUGCCAGAGACCAUUCCUGCAAAUGGUGAGCUGGAGAGUCUGAGACCCAAGCAGAACUUGGAGGAGAACCUGAUGGAAGACAGGGCAGGGUCAACAGUAUGUGACAUCCAGGAGCCUCAGCUUCUGAAGGGUCCUGCAGAUUCCAUGGGGGCUAAUGAUGGAAAGAAUCCUGAAGAAGACACUUCUAUUAAAAAUGUGGAUGCUGACACACCACCCACCCUUGUUUUGGAGAGAGAAGUUUCUACUCCCGGUGGGAACAGGGAAGAUUCUCAGAAGAAUCUGAGACGUUCCAAAAGAAGAAAACCAGACAGCUUCUCCAAUUCCCAAGGAAGGCCUCAAGAAGGAGCUACCCAUUUGGACAAAAGAGAAUUCCUGGCACAAAUUGGGUUACACUCAGUUGAUUCACCAAGGACCAUGGGAUCAGCUAACCAUGAUUUACCAAAUACCUCCACAAGACGUUCAAUCUAUCAAUGUGGAUUUUGCAAGAAAAGAUUUCAUUAUAAAUCUCAGUUCGACAUCCACCAGAGGACACACACAGGAGAGAGGCCGUUUAAGUGCAGCUCCUGCGGGAAAGGCUUCAUGCAGCCCUCAGAUGUCCGCGUCCACCAGCGAAUCCACACAGGGGAGAAGCCAUUCAGAUGUGAGCUCUGCCACAGAGAGUUCACCCAUGAGUCCACCCUGCAUGGCCACAAAAGGACCCACACCAACGAGAAACCAUUCCACUGCACAGAGUGUGGGAAACGCUUCAGCCACAAAGGGAACCUCAACGUUCACCAUCGAAUCCACUCUGGAACAAAACCUUACACCUGUCCAGAGUGUGGGCACACCUUCCGUCAGCUGGGAACUUUCAAACGCCACAAAAAAACACAUCUGAAAAUGGCAUCCCAAUGA
Messenger RNA from Trichechus manatus latirostris (Florida manatee), 1374 nucleotides. RefSeq names its product zinc finger and SCAN domain-containing protein 5B. The transcript is spliced from 5 exons. Gene Ontology annotation, biological process: regulation of transcription by RNA polymerase II. Gene Ontology annotation, molecular function: DNA-binding transcription factor activity, RNA polymerase II-specific; RNA polymerase II cis-regulatory region sequence-specific DNA binding. The record is from RefSeq and is a predicted model, not a curated record. Bases 1 to 1374 code for a protein of 457 amino acids. NCBI's taxonomy places the organism in Eukaryota, Metazoa, Chordata, Mammalia, Sirenia, Trichechidae.